AUGGAACUGCUGAAGGAACUUCAGAGACCCUGGAUCCAGGUGAAGAGGCCUGUAAAUUUCACUCGCUUGCCAACCGGGCCUUCUCCUGGAACUGAGAAUGGAGUGUCUCGUGACGCACUGAUUGCGACGGCAGUGAAGUUUCUACAGAACUCCCGGGUCCGCCAAAGCCCCCUUGCAACCAGACGAGUGUUUCUCAAGAAAAAAGGGCUGACAGACGAUGAAAUUGAAGUCGCAUUCCAGCAGUCGGGCACUGCCAAAGACGAGCCUCAGCACCAGAGCCUUUCUAGUCAGUUGGUGCCGACUCAGCCCCCUCCCCUUGCGCCAUACAGUCCGCCAAGCUCCAGAUGGCGGGAUUACGGUGCUCUAGCCAUUAUCAUGGCCGGUAUUGCGUUUGGCUUCCACCAGCUCUACAAGAAAUACCUCCUCCCUCUCAUCAUGGGGAGCAAGGAAGAUAGGAAGCAACUUCAGAGGAUCGAGUCGAACAUUUCCGAAAUGAGCGGCACCGUGACGCAGACAGUGACUCAACUCCAGGCAACUUUAGCCUCCGUCCAAGAACUUCUCAUCCAGCAGCAGCAGAAGAUACAGGAACUCACCCAAGAACUGGCAACUUCUAAGACUACGACAUCAACUAACUGGAUCCUGGAGUCUCAGAAUAUCAACGAGCUGAAGUCGGAGAUCUACUCACUAAAAGGACUGCUCCUAAACCGGAGGCAGUUCCCUCCCUCACCCUCUGCCCCCAAAAUCCCCUCCUGGCAAAUCCCGGUUAAGCCCUCCUCCCCAUCGAACCCGGUCACCAACAACCACAGCACCAGCAGCGACAUCUCCCCGGUCAGCAACGAGUCCAACUCCUCCUCGCCCGUCAAGGAGAACCACAGCCCCGAAGGGUCGAAGGUCAACUGCCACCUGCUGGGCACCGAGGAAGGGGGCGAGGCGGUGAUCGACGUCAAGGGACAGGUGCGGAUGGAGGUGCAGGGGGAGGAGGAGAAGCGGGAGGACAAAGGGAAUGAGGAAGAGGAGGAGGAGGAGGAAGACGAGGAGGACGACGACGACGUCAGCCACGUGGACGAAGAAGAGUGCUUGGACGUCCAGACGGAGGACCGGCGAGGCGGGGACGGCCAGAUCAACGAGCAAGUGGAGAAGCUACGGAGGCCCGAGGGGGCCAGCAACGAGAACGAGAUUGACUAGUGCGGCUGGGAUGGCGACUCCUGGCUGCUCCCAGCGCCUCUUGGUCAUGCUCCAUUCCCUGGGCCUCCUCAACGCCCAGUGAUUUCCCCUGUCUCCCCCACCCCCACCCCCACCCUGUGAUUCACCACGAGUACCGUUGUGAUCUCCUAGCGAGCCAGGUGGCCACUGAGCCAAGCUGGGCCUGAGCAGCCCACCUCCCAGCAUUGCCACCCUUUUCCCCGUCCCCGUUCUAUAGAGGGUUCGGUCGCUACCCGGCCUGCACCGCGGUUAGGGGUAGUGGGGGGGGGUCUCCUUGCUAAAGACGUUCAGCCCACAUCACCCCAAGCUUCCGGUCCCUUCCCACCCAUUCCAGGCCCCUCUUUCGUCACCACCCGCCAAAGUCGCUAACCCAGCCAGCGUUCCAUCACUGAACGCCGGGCUUCUGCCUUCUGAGGGGUCCCACAACCACCCACCACCCCUCCUCUCUCCCCGGUUGACAUUUUUUCUGCAUCGGCCCUCAUUCCCAAGUCAGUCCCUUCCUCGUCAGACAGCCCAGCCUCGAAGAAAUGUGAACGUUCCCCACCAUCACCACCUUGUAUCUACCCACCCCCCCUUUCCUAGUGUUCCGGGGACACAGGAAAGCAUCUAGAGCUCCAUAGCCGAUUGACUUGCUGUUUGCUCUGUGAAAACUAGAUUUGAUCUGAGCCCCACGUUGAGGAUUCUGGGGGCCAAGUCUCCUUCAUGAGUGGCCGGUCAGCUCCGCAGCCCCCACUUUCUAUUACCCAUCAUGCCUUCUUUCCUCACUCUAACUCAGUUCUCUGUCUGCCUCCCCGCCCUUGCCGGCAUUCUGAAAUUUCUCUUUCUAGCAAGGGGGGGAGAAGAGGAGGGGGGAACCAUGCCGCCCCAGCUGCACCUUAAGGGGGGCGGGAGGUGUCCGUGAUUUGGGGUCCUGGUCCCCAGCUGCUAACCCUACACUACACCCUGUGGUCGAAAUGAUUUUCCCUGCGGGGAAAGGAAACCAAAUUGAAUGAUUAUUUGCUUACCCUUCCCCCCUCAGUCCCCAGUUUGGACCUGCGCCAUGGCCCCUGGGAAGUGUCGGCUCAGUUCUCGGUGCUGAUGACGGGCCUCUGGGUCCGUCGAACGAAAAGGAGAAACGCCCACCACACGAGGCUCAAUUUUCCAAGGACCAAGUGCUCUUCUCCUAACAAAAUUCCAUGGUGGAGACCUAUUUCUCGAACCUCUGUCCCUUUCCCCUGUGACGCCCGCUCACUUCCCCUCACUUUUGCCUUAUCGGGUAGAGAAAAUGGCAACAGACCACUGGCUUUGGGAAGCCCUCGUUUUGCGGCGGCGUAUUCUCGGCCGAUCCGACUAGCCGUGUCUGAUUCCUGUUCACUUCUUGAGGGAAGAGCCUCAGUUCCUGCAACGUCUCAAGUCUCACAACCUCCUCGACUCUCACUAAGAGGAAAGCAGAAACGUGCUCAUCCAUGUGAUCAUGUAUAGAAUUCAAAUAUAAAAUAUGAUUGUAUAUAAUUGUAAUAAAUAUGAGUUACCACUAUUUA
Messenger RNA from Gekko japonicus, 2723 nucleotides. RefSeq names its product peroxisomal biogenesis factor 14 (gene PEX14). Gene Ontology annotation, biological process: protein import into peroxisome matrix, docking. The coding region runs from base 1 to 1185 and encodes 394 amino acids. Lineage: Eukaryota; Metazoa; Chordata; Lepidosauria; Squamata; Gekkonidae. The record is from RefSeq and is a predicted model, not a curated record. Gene Ontology annotation, cellular component: peroxisomal membrane; peroxisomal importomer complex. Gene Ontology annotation, molecular function: signaling receptor binding. The transcript is spliced from 9 exons.